Messenger RNA from Gekko japonicus, 804 nucleotides. Its product is annotated as vacuolar protein sorting-associated protein 35-like. Gene Ontology annotation, cellular component: retromer complex; retromer, cargo-selective complex; late endosome. The annotation marks the transcript as partial. Gene Ontology annotation, biological process: retrograde transport, endosome to Golgi; intracellular protein transport. NCBI's taxonomy places the organism in Eukaryota, Metazoa, Chordata, Lepidosauria, Squamata, Gekkonidae. The transcript has 6 exons. The record is from RefSeq and is a predicted model, not a curated record.
GAGAAGGAGUCCGUCAAAGGAAGAGGCAGUGGGGAUUGCUGCAGGUAUUGCAGGGCGCGACGGGCCAUCAUGCCGACCACACAGCAGUCCCCGCAAGAUGAGCAGGAGAAGCUUCUGGACGAAGCCAUUCAGGCCGUCAAAGUCCAGUCUUUCCAAAUGAAACGAUGCUUGGAUAAAAGCAAGUUAAUGGAUGCUCUGAAACAUGCCUCGAACAUGCUGGGUGAGUUACGGACCUCCUUGCUGUCUCCAAAGAGCUACUACGAACUCUACAUGGCUAUCUCCGACGAGCUCCACUACAUGGAGGUGUAUCUGACGGAAGAGUUCGCCAAGGGGCGGAAAGUGGCGGACCUCUAUGAGCUGGUGCAGUACGCUGGGAACAUCAUCCCGCGCCUCUAUUUACUGAUAACAGUUGGGGUCGUCUACGUGAAGUCUUUCCCUCAGUCCAGGAAGGACAUUUUAAAAGACUUGGUGGAAAUGUGUCGCGGGGUCCAACAUCCGCUGCGGGGCCUCUUUCUCCGCAACUACCUGCUUCAGUGCACACGGAAUAUCUUGCCUGAUGACGGGGAGCAGCCAGAGUAUGAGAGCCAAGGUGAAGAAACCACCGGGGACAUCAGCGACUCCAUGGACUUCGUGCUGCUAAACUUUGCGGAGAUGAACAAGCUUUGGGUGCGAAUGCAGCACCAAGGGCACAGCCGGGACCGGGAGAAGAGGGAACGGGAGAGACAGGAGCUAAGGAUCCUGGUGGGAACCAAUCUGGUCCGUCUCAGCCAGCUGGAGGGAGUCAACGUGGAAAGAUACAAGCAG